ACGCAUCAAAACAAUAACAAAAGCAACUGAUCGAUCGUGUACGUUUUAUCGUUCGCGGACGGCCGACAAAUUGUAGCUUUUUCGUGCGUGUGUGAGAAUCAAUCGCAUCCUUCGGCCACAGCCAUGCAUGAGGCUUACAUUGUGUAUCCGCCGGAGAAAAUCUCCGUGCAAAUCGAAUCGAUGGCCGGGUUCGAUAACAAACUCAUCCUCGGCACCAGGCAGGGCCACCUGCUGAUGUAUUCGUUCGAGCCGAACGCGGAAACGAACAAGCUCGACCUGCAGCUGCUGCAGUAUGAUAAAAACUUUAGCAAAAAGCCCAUCACGCAGAUCGAUGUCAUUCCGGAAUACACGCUGCUGUUCAGCCUGACCGAUGGGCUGCUGAACGUGAACGAUUUCAGCCGGCACGGCUUUCCUCUGAUUCAUUCCGCCCAGCGCACAAAGGGUGCGAAUGUGUUCGCGCUGGACAUUAAGCGAUCGAAAUCAUUGACGAGCGAAAUAAAGAUUGUUUGUCGCGUGUGCGUGGCGGUGAAGCGGAAGCUGCAGUGCUACUACUGGAAGCAGCACGAGCUACUUUCGCUCGACAGUGAGAUCGAUUUGAACGAUGUCCCGAAGACGGUGGCGUGGAACAACAACUUCAUCUGCGUCGGGUACAAGACGGAGUACGUGCUGUACGAUAUGUCCGCGUCACAGCCCCGCAAGGUGGACCUGUUUCCGACGAGCUCGUCCAAAACGAUUGAACCCUGCAUUACGCUGAUCGAGGACAGUGUGUUUGCCGUGGUAAAGGACGAGUUCCUGAUCACGAUCUACACCGAAAAGUAUCGGGUCGAUGAUCGGGAUGGGCCCGGAAACAGUAUGUCCGGGUCGGUAAAGCCGGCCGAAGCGCUCGCCUCGGUGAAGGCCGAUGCGGCCAAGCGAACCAUGAACCUAAAGUCCCUCAUCUGGAGCGAACCGUUCCAGUGUUUGGCGUGGGACGAACCGUACGCCGUCGGGCUGAUAAACGAUGCCAUCGAGGUGCGCGUGUUUGACAACGUGCAGGAGAAGGGCACACUCAUACAGACCAUUCCACAGCUGCAAAAAGCAAGGUUCCUGGUGCGUGGCAAGCAGGGUCUGCUGUAUGCGGCGUCCGUGUCCCAUUUGUGGUGCAUUCAAGCGGUGGACAUUUCCAAGCAGCGGGAACACUUGCUGCAGGAGGAAAACUUCCAGCUAGCAUUGAAACUGACGCACAUUUCCGACGAAAGUCCCGAGUUUAAGGCCACCAAAAUCAACGAAAUUCAAACCCGCCACGCGUACAAUCUGUUCGUGAACAAACACUUUCGCGAAUCGAUGCAAGAGUUUGCCCAGCUCGAUACCGAUCCGAUCGAUGUGAUCCGCCUGUUUCCGGACCUGCUGCCGGACAGUGGUAAAAACAAGCUGAGCCACUACUCCGACAAGCCGGCCCCGGUGCUGGAUGAGAAGGAGCUGGAAAAUGCGAUCCUGGCGCUGAUCGACUACCUAACGGAUAAACGGUUCCCGUUGCGAAAGCUGGGCACCAAAUCGAACGCGGAUGGACCGACGGACAAAAAUAUGUCCGCACUGCUCGCCAUCAUCGAUACGACGCUGCUGAAGUGCUAUCUGCUCACGAACGAUUCGCUGAUUGCACCGGUGCUCCGGAUGAACCACUGCUAUCUGGAAGAAUCCGAACGGGUGCUGAAGAAGCACGAAAAGUACGUCGAACUGAUCAUCCUGUACCAGACCAAGGGCCAGCACAAGCGCGCCCUGCAGCUGCUGCACAUGCAGGCGGAAGUGCCAGGCUCUCCGCUGCACGGGCACGAUCGUACGGUGCAGUAUCUGCAGCAGCUGGGGUCCGACCACAAGCAGCUGAUCUUUGAAUUUGCCGGCUGGGUGCUGCAAAAGCAUCCGGACGAUGGGCUGAAGGUGUUUACGGAAGAGAUGCCGGAAGUGAAGAAUCUACCGCGGGCGGAAGUGCUCGACUAUCUGCUGAAAGACCAUCGGGCGUUGGUCGUCCGCUAUCUGGAGCACAUCGUAAACGUAUGGCACGAGGAGAAAGCUCUCUUUCACAACAUCCUCAUUCAGCAGUACCGGGAAAAGCUCAUCACACUGAAAAAUGAUAAGGAGAUCGAGAGUGACCCCCAAAAGAGAGAAGCGCUCGAGGAAGUUAGAGGGAAAUUGUUGACGUUUCUGAAAAAGUCCAAGUACUACCACGCGGAGAAGGUGCUCGGCGAAUUUCCCUACACGGACAUGUUCGAGGAGCGGGCCAUUAUUUUGGGACGAUUGGGAAAACACGAGAAGGCGCUGGCCAUUUUCGUGCAAAUACUCGGCGACUUUGAGAAGGGACUCGCGUACUGUGACGACGUGUACGACGUGAACGAUCCGCAGAACUGUGACGUGUACGUGACGCUGAUGAAAAUCAUUCUCACACCACCGACCGCCCCGCCGUACAGUGAUGUGCCGCUGCACCCGCGCUGCCUCGUGCCCGACCACGAGAUGGUGGUGACCAUUCUCGAGAAGCACGCGGAAAAAAUCAACCCCUACACGGCACUGCAGAUCCUGCCGGACAGCAUUCCGCUGGUGCGCAUCAAACACUUCCUGGAGAACUCGCUCAAGCUCUACCUCGAGAAGAAGCAGCGGGCGCAGGUGCUGAAGGGUUUGUACUACGCGGAGCAUUUGCAAAUCAUGGAGCAGAAAAUGCUGUGCGAAGCGAAACAUUUUCUCGUGACCGAUUUGAGCGUGUGCGCGGUGUGCAAGAAGAAGUUUAGCAAUCAGAGUGCGUUCGUGCGCCUGCCGGACGGUGUUAUAGUGCACUUUUCCUGCCAGGAUCGGAUGUUUAGCUGAGCUGGUGCGGUGUCUGGAUGCAGGCCGAGGAUCGCUAAUGCAUUGUAAUGCUACAUAGAAGGUAUUAAGGUAAUAAAAUCAUACCCAAUUGUUAUGAAUAUAAA
This is a messenger RNA of Anopheles stephensi (Asian malaria mosquito), 2936 nucleotides long. RefSeq names its product vam6/Vps39-like protein (gene Vps39). The coding region runs from base 124 to 2832 and encodes 902 amino acids. Gene Ontology annotation, biological process: autophagy; intracellular protein transport; vesicle-mediated transport. The transcript has 7 exons. Gene Ontology annotation, cellular component: membrane; cytoplasm. Lineage: Eukaryota; Metazoa; Arthropoda; Insecta; Diptera; Culicidae. The record is from RefSeq and is a predicted model, not a curated record.